GGUGAAUAGAAAAAAUAUGGGAAUGAAAAAAUGUUAUAAGUGAAAAAAUUCAAAUAUGAACGAUAAAGAAGAAAAAAAAGAAACCAGCAAAUGCAGACAAAAUUUGCCCAACUUCUCCACCAAUUGUAAGCUUCUCGUUUCUGGCUGUCUAUGACUCUUGCCCCAUACUAAGGAUUAUGCUAGAUGACAAUGGUAUUUAAUCCCGAACUGCUACAGGAACGAGAAGUCAUACGUAAUAUAAAAGAAAAACAUUCUUACCGGUUGUUGAUAUGUUGAGAAGGGAGAAUAGGGAGAUAAUGAGAGAGGUUUUAUUAGCGUCAAUGUAAACACUAAUAUAAGAAGAACAGGUAUAUAGUAAUAGAAAAGAGAGAAAGGUAGGAAAACGAUAGAACAGGAUAUCAGGUAUAUGUAUCACCGGUAGAAGAAAAAAAACAACAACUGAACAGAGAAAAACAUAUCUAUGGAUAAACAGUGGAAAGUCCAAUGGAAAUACAUAUAUGGACCAUAGAGAAGAAGGAGGAAAAUCACCAUAUAACAACUGGACAGUUAGCGGUAAUAGAGGGACCUCUAUUGACGCUAACAAGAGCCAUGGACAUUUGAUGAAUUCUUUCACGAAUAUGCUCCAUACAAAUGGAUUGCUAAAGUACAAGUGUUUGAACUACCUUCUCAAAAAAUAAUGAUAAUUAAUCAAUCAUCUCUUCAUACACUAAAUGCAUCAGGUCAAACUUUGGCAUCAUCUAUAUACUCUUUACCUGAUGUAGUUUUCUCAGAUUGUAUUAAAACAUUCUACUUGUCCUUUUGGAAUACAUCAAACAAUUAUGCGAUUGUAUUCUAUUGUCGUUUGACAAACAACAUUCUUAUUAUUCGAUUGAAAAAGAUGGAUGUGAACUCACUAUGUGGUUUUAGCAAAUUAAUAAAUAUUAACAAAAGUCAUUUUCAAUUAUGAUGAAUCUAGUGAAAUAGUUUGUUUUUUGUAAAUACAUUAUCCAUGAUUUUUGUUGUUAUUAGUUAGAAAAUUGACUGUCAAGUCAGCUCAUCCAAAAAAUAGAUAACAUUUUUGUUUUUAUUGUAAUAGUCAAUGGUUUUGGAGAAAAUUCUAUAGAUUUAAUUUAUUCUAAAUUAAACUAAUCUUAAUUUCUGAUUUGGGUUAACUCUCAAAGACUGUUUUGUUAGCAGGAAUUUUAGAUACAUUUUAAGAAUCAUGGACGGGAAAUGAAGUGAACUUCAGUCGACAUAUAUUGGAGUUGUAGUAGAAAUUCGUAGUUGAUACUUGGUGUUAGGCUGAAUUUGGAAUAGAAGAACAUAUUUAGUGUUUUUAAUAUGGGUGUGGGUGUGGGGUGUGUGUAGGUGCGAACAAAGAAUGAACCAACACCCGCACCCCACACCCCGGAAUUAACAUAAAAGAGACAAUCUAAUCAUAUCUAAAAUAGGUUUAAAUUUAAUAUAAUUAAAGAUAUUCUAUUUAAAAUUAUUUUCCACAACAUUUUUUUCAUUAUUUACAAAGGGUUGUUCUCCAUUACCUGCUCUCGACGAUUUAACUAUACACGAAUGGCAUAAUUUAACUUCUACCACGGAUCAAUGCAUAGAAUUUUGUCAGCAUGUUAGCUUAUUACAUGUUCAUCCAACCAAACCAUGUAAAAAAAUGCACAAUAAUUGGUAUUUAGGGUCCUCUUUAACAUCAAACGAUCAAUGCAAGUGGCGUUGUAGUACAUGUAAGUAUUCUCGUUCAUUACGUGAUGCUACUUUUUUUUCAAAGAAUCGGCUAACAAUACAACAAAUUUUGGAUUUAAUAUUUUACUGGUCACAAGGUUUAGAUUCAUAUAAAUUUAUUAGAAAAAAUGUUCAAAUAUUAGGUUAUGCAACAAUUGUUGACUGGAAAAAUUUUAUGCAUGAUUUAUGUGGUGAAUGUUUCAUUCGUCUUCCAGCUAUUAUUGAUGUGGUUAAUCAUGUGGUGGAAAUCGAUGAAAGUGCAUGGACGAAACGAAAAUACAAUCGAGGUCGUCUAGUAAAUACUCAGUGGGUAUUUGGUGGUCCAAUAAAACGGCGUAGUAAACGGCCUAAAACGGCUCGUAAUACGGUAUGA
Molecule: messenger RNA, 2083 nt
Organism: Rotaria sp. Silwood1
Lineage: Eukaryota; Metazoa; Rotifera; Eurotatoria; Philodinida; Philodinidae
Source: the annotation of a GenBank genome assembly